AUGGGCUGCACCGUGAGCCUGGUGUGCUGCGAGGCGCUGGAGCCCGGGCCCCCCUGCGGCCCCCAACCCCCGGGGAGCCCCCCGGCCCCGGCGCGGGCCGAGCGCUGGGAGCCCGGGGCUUCCGCCGGCGCCGAGAGCGGGCGGCUGCCGCUUCAGCCAGAAGAUCUGGAGGCCCCCAAGACUCACCACUUCAAGGUGAAGACCUUCAAGAAGGGGAAGCCCUGUGGUAUCUGCCGUCAGGUCAUCACCCGGGAGGGUUGCACCUGCAAAGUCUGCAGUUUCUCCUGUCAUCCGAAAUGCCGGGCCAAGGUGGCUGCCCCCUGCCUUCCUCCAUCCAGCCAUGAAUUGGUGCCCAUCAACACUGAGAGUGCACCGAAGAAUGUAGCCAACACGGGAGAAGGAGCUUUCCGGGGUGGAAACACACGGAAAAGCCUUGAGGAAGACGGCUCCUCCAGAGUCACCCCGAGUGUCCAGCCCCAUCCCCAAUCUGGACCCCCUUCUGCCUCCUGUCUGUCCAGAAACAUGAGCGUGAGCCGGACCAUGGAGGACAGCUGUGAGCUGGACCUGGUGUACGUCACGGAGAGGAUCAUCGCCGUCUCCUUCCCCAGCACAGCCAACGAGGAGAACUUCCGGAGCAACCUCCGAGAGGUGGCCCAGAUGCUCAAGUCCAAACAUGGCGGCAGCUACCUGCUUUUCAACCUCUCUGAGCGGAGGCCUGACAUCACGAAGCUCCACACCAAGGUACUGGAAUUUGGCUGGCCUGACCUUCACACCCCAGCCCUGGAGAAGAUCUGCAGCGUCUGCAAGGCCAUGGACACUUGGCUCAAUGCAGACCCUCACAACAUCGUCGUUCUACACAAUAAGGGAAACCGAGGCAGGAUCGGCGUUGUCAUUGCUGCUUACAUGCACUACAGCAACAUUUCUGCUAGCGCUGAUCAGGCCCUGGACCGGUUUGCAAUGAAGCGGUUCUAUGAGGAUAAGAUUGUGCCGAUUGGUCAGCCAUCCCAGAGAAGGUACGUGCACUACUUCGGUGGCCUGCUCUCUGGCUCCAUCAAAAUGAACAACAAGCCCUUGUUUCUGCACCACGUGAUCAUGCACGGCAUCCCCAACUUCGAGUCUAAAGGAGGGUGUCGGCCCUUUCUCCGGAUCUACCAGGCCAUGCAGCCUGUCUACACGUCUGGCAUCUACAAUGUCCAAGGAGACAGCCAGACCAGCAUCUGCAUCACCAUCGAGCCCGGACUGCUCUUGAAGGGAGACAUCUUGCUGAAGUGCUACCACAAGAAGUUCCGGAGCCCCGCCCGAGAUGUCAUCUUCCGAGUGCAGUUCCACACCUGUGCCAUCCAUGACCUGGGGGUUGUCUUUGGGAAGGAAGAUCUUGAUGAUGCCUUCAAAGAUGAUAGAUUUCCAGAAUAUGGCAAAGUAGAAUUUGUAUUUUCUUAUGGACCAGAGAAAAUUCAAGGCAUGGAACACCUGGAGAACCCCCCCAGCGUGUCGGUGGACUAUAACACCUCCGACCCCCUCAUCCGCUGGGAUUCGUAUGACAACUUCGAUGGGCAUCGAGAGGACGGCCUGGAGGAGGUGGUUGGACACACUCAGGGACCUCUGGACGGGAGCCUGUAUGCCAAGGUGAAGAAGAAGGACUCCCUGCACGGCAGCACCGGGGCUGUCAACGCCGUGCGCCCUGCCCUGUCGGCCACCCCCAACCACGUGGAGCACACCCUCUCUGUGAGCAGCGACUCAGGCAACUCCACAGCCUCCACCAAGACAGACAAGACUGAUGAGCCCGCCCCUGGCCCCUCCAGUGCCCCUGCUGCUCUGAGUCCCGAGGAGAAGCGCGAGCUGGACCGCCUGCUCAGUGGCUUCGGUGUCGAGAGAGAGAAGCCAGGGCCCAUGUACCGCACCCAGCAUCUCCGAUCCCGCCCCGUGGGGGGCCCGGCCGUGCCCUCCUCCGGCCGCCACGUCGUCCCAGCCCAGGUUCACAUCAACGGCGGGGCCUUGGCAUCUGAGCGGGAGACGGACAUCCUGGAUGAUGAGUUGCCCAACCAGGACGGGCACAGUGUGGGCAGCAUGGGCACACUGUCCUCCCUGGACGGGGUCACCAACACCAGUGAGGGAGGCUACCCGGAGGCCCUGUCCUCACUGACCAAUGGGCUGGAUAAGCCCUACCCCGUGGAACCGAUGGUCAAUGGCGGGGGCUACCCCUAUGAGUCUGCCGGCCGGGCGGUGCCUGCCCAUGCUGGCCACACGGCCCCCAUGCGGCCCUCCUACUCUGCACAGGAGGGUUUAGCCGGCUACCAGCGGGAGGGGCCCCACCCAGCCUGGCCGCAGCCAGUGACCGCCUCUCACUAUGGCCUUGACCCCAGCGGGAUGUUCCGCUCCCAGUCCUUUCCGGAGAGCGAGCCCCAGCUGCCCCCGGCUCCAGCCCGUGGGGGCAGCAGCCGGGAGGCUGUGCAGAGGGGCCUGAAUUCCUGGCAGCAGCAGCAACCUCGUCCGCCCCCUCGCCAGCAGGAGAGAGCCCACGUGGAGAGUCUCGGGCCCAGCAGGCCCAGCCCCCAGCCACUGGCUGAGACCCCCACCCCCAGCCUCCCUGAGUUCCCAAGCGCAGCCUCCCAGCACGAGAUCGAGCAGUCCAUCGAAGCACUCAACAUGCUGAUGCUGGAUCUGGAGCCAGCUGCAGCUGCCGCCCCCCUGCACAAGUCCCAGAGUGUCCCGGGGGCCUGGCCAGGGGCUUCCCCGCUGUCCUCCCAGCCUCUCUCCGGCUCCACCUGCCAGCCCCAUCCACUGACCCAGUCCAGGUCUGGCUACAUCCCCAGUGGGCAUUCCUUGGGAGCCCCUGAGCCGGCCCCGAGGGCCUCCCUGGCCCUGGAGUCCUUCUCUUCCGGCAGGCCUUACUCCCCUUACGAUUAUCAGCCAUGUCCUGCUGGGUCCAGCCAGAGUUUCCGUCCAAAAAGCCCAGCCUCGUCCUCCUCGUCUGCCUUCCUUCCAACCACCUAUAGCCCUCCAGGGCCUCAGCAGCCCCCAGCCUCUCUCCCUGGCCUCACUGCUCAGCCUCAGCUCCCACCAAAGGAGGCAACUUCAGACCCAUCCCGCGCUCCAGAGGAGGAGCCACUGAACCUGGAGGGGCUGGUGGCCCACCGGGUAGCAGGGGUGCAGGCUCGGGAGAAGCAGCCUGCAGAGCCCCCAGCCCCUCUCCGGAGGCGGGCAGCCAGCGAUGGACAGUAUGAGAACCAGUCUCCAGAACCCGCAUCCCCCCGUAGCCCUGGGGUUCGUUCCCCUGUCCAGUGCGUCUCCCCUGAGCUGGCUCUCACCAUCGCCCUCAAUCCUGGAGGGCGGCCCAAAGAGCCCCAUCUACACAGCUACAAGGAGGCCUUUGAGGAGAUGGAGGGAACCUCCCCGACCAGCCCACCGCCCAGUGGGGUGCGCUCCCCUCCGGGUCUGGCCAAGACGCCCCUGUCUGCUCUCGGCCUGAAACCCCACAACCCAGCGGACAUCCUGUUGCACCCUACAGGUGUCACCAGAAGACUGAUCCAGCCAGAGGAGAAUGAGGGGAAGGUGGUGACCGAGCUUCCCAAAGAGCCCCGGAGCUAUGUGGAGUCGGUGGUGAGGACAGCAGUGGCUGGACCCCGAGCUCAGGACCCUGAGCCCAAGAGCUUUAGCGCCCCAGCUGCCCAGGCCUAUGGCCACGAGACGCCCCUGAGGAACGGGACCCUGGGAGGCUCCUUUGUCUCCCCCAGCCCCCUCUCCACCAGCAGCCCCAUACUCAGCGCUGACAGCACUUCAGUGGGGAGUUUCCCAUCCGGGGAAAGCAGUGACCAGGGCCCCCGGACACCCACCCAGCCUUUGCUGGAUUCGGGCUUCCGUUCCGGCAGCCUGGGCCAGCCCAGCCCUUCGGCACAGAGAAGCUACCAGAGCUCUUCUCCUCUCCCACCUGCGGGCAGCAGCUACAGCAACCCCGACUACUCACUUCAGCCGUUCAGCGCCCCGGAAAGCCAGGCGCGGUCUCAGUUCACUGUGGCCGGUGUCCACACGGUGCCUGGGAGCCCUCAGGCUUGCCACAGGACCGUGGGCACCAACACCCCCCCCAGUCCUGGCUUUGGCCGCCGGGCCAUCAACCCCAGCAUGGCUGCCCCUGGUAGUCCCAGUCUGAGCCACCGCCAGGUGAUGGGUCCAGCAGGAACUGGUUUCCACGGUAGCACGGUCUCCAGCCCCCAGGGCAGUGCAGCGACCACUCCGGGAAGCCCCAGCCUGGGCCGGCAUCCCGGGGCCCACCAGGUUUCAGGCCUCCACAGCAGUGUGGCCACAACUCCAGGAAGCCCCAGCCUGGGCCGGCACCCUGGGGCGCACCAAGGCAGCCUGGCCUCUGGUCUCCAUGGCAAUGCGAUAGCCAGCCCUGGGAGCCCCAGCAUGGGCCGACACCUGGCAGGGUCUGGAUCUGUGGUUCCUGGCAGCCCCAGCCUGGACCGGCACGUGGCCUGCGGUGGCUACUCCACCCCCGAGGACCCGAGACCCACGCUGUCCCGGCAGAGCAGUGCCUCCGGCUACCAGGCUCCCUCCACGCCCUCCUUCCCUGUGUCCCCUGCCUACUACCCAGGCCUGAGCAGCCCUGCCACCUCCCCAUCGCCCGAUUCGGCUGCCUUCCGGCAAGGGAGCCCCACACCAGCCUUGCCCGAGAAGCGGAGGAUGUCCGUGGGAGACCGAGCGGGCAGCCUCCCCAACUACGCCACCGUCAAUGGGAAGGUGUCCUCCUCGCCUGUGGCCAGUGGCAUGUCCAGUCCCAGCGGGGGCAGCACCGUCUCCUUCUCGCACACCCUGCCCGACUUUUCCAAGUACUCCAUGCCAGACAACAGCCCCGAGACCCGGGCUAAAGUGAAGUUUGUCCAGGACACUUCCAAGUAUUGGUACAAGCCUGAGAUCUCCAGAGAGCAGGCCAUCACACUCCUCAAGGACCAGGAGCCAGGGGCCUUCAUCAUCCGCGACAGCCAUUCCUUCCGAGGGGCCUACGGGCUGGCCAUGAAGGUGUCUUCUCCCCCUCCGACCAUUAUGCAGCAGAAUAAAAAAGGGGACAUGACCCACGAGCUGGUGAGACAUUUCCUGAUCGAGACCGGCCCCAGAGGAGUCAAGCUCAAGGGGUGCCCCAAUGAGCCAAACUUCGGGUCUCUCUCUGCCCUGGUCUACCAGCAUUCCAUCAUUCCACUGGCUCUGCCCUGUAAGCUGGUCAUUCCAAACCGAGACCCCACAGAUGAAUCGAAAGAUAGCUCGGGCCCUGCCAACUCCACCACUGAUCUGCUGAAGCAAGGGGCAGCCUGCAACGUGCUCUUCGUCAACUCUGUGGACAUGGAGUCACUCACUGGGCCACAGGCCAUCUCCAAAGCUACUUCUGAGACACUGGCUGCUGACCCCACACCAGCUGCCACCAUUGUUCACUUCAAAGUUUCUGCACAGGGAAUUACACUGACUGACAACCAGAGAAAGCUCUUCUUCAGACGACACUACCCCCUCAACACUGUCACCUUUUGUGACCUGGAUCCUCAGGAGAGAAAGUGGAUGAAGACAGAGGGAGGUGUCCCUGCUAAGCUCUUCGGGUUCGUGGCCCGGAAGCAGGGCAGCACCACCGACAAUGCCUGCCACCUCUUCGCUGAGCUUGACCCCAACCAGCCCGCCUCUGCCAUUGUCAACUUCGUCUCCAAGGUCAUGCUGAGUGCCGGCCAGAAGAGAUGAAUGCCACCCCUCGCCCGGGGCCAGGGCAGUGGGGGGGGGGAUGGGGCGAGCGGGGAGGGGACCCAUGAAUCCUGACCACCCUUGAAUCCAGAAGGAGGACUUUAGGCCAAUUUUGGAGAAGGAGAGAAGAAAGUGCAACGUGGGGAGGGGGAAGUGAAUUGCAGAGGGGAGGGGGGAAGAGAGAGAGAGAGAGAGAGAGAGAAAGAAAAAGAUGGAGGAGAAUAACUUGGAUUCCCCUGGGUAGAUGGAUACUGUGGAGCCCCGAAAGCCUCCACCGCUCACCAGGUCCACCUAAUUCCCCCUUCCCCCCUCCGAGAGGAUGGGGCUCCUCAGAGGAGACAGACCAACUCCUUGGGGAUCUGUCAUUUGGGAGUAAGUGGAAAAGCUCUGUCUCCCUAACCCGACUGCUUUGCAAGGAGAAACCAGAUCGAGAGAAUCCUUUUCUGGCCACCUCCGGGGUAGAUUGGCGAACCAAACAGGGCCAGCAUGGGACGUCACGUGGCCGAACUUUUGCCUUUGAAAGUAUCUGAGACCUGAAGUACCUGAGGUCUCUGGACUUUGCCUCCGCUGUGCAGUGUGUGUGGGUGUAUAUACGGGGUGUAUAAUAGGUCCACACCCACAGCCUCACUUACUUUCAUGUGCCUCUCAGCCAGUUACAACACCAUCCUUUUCUGUGCCCCGUGUGUUUGCGCACACAAGUGCAUCCU
Messenger RNA from Odobenus rosmarus divergens (Pacific walrus), 6425 nucleotides. It is a transcript of the gene TNS1, whose product is annotated as tensin 1. Gene Ontology annotation, molecular function: protein binding. Bases 1 to 5718 code for a protein of 1905 amino acids. NCBI's taxonomy places the organism in Eukaryota, Metazoa, Chordata, Mammalia, Carnivora, Odobenidae. Gene Ontology annotation, biological process: fibroblast migration. The record is from RefSeq and is a predicted model, not a curated record. The transcript has 35 exons.